AUGUUCAAGAGCGGCCUUUCUCCCAUCGCGAGGGCAGUUCGCCCGGCCUCGCGCCUCGCUGCGCGCCCCAGCUUAAGAUUUCCCAAAUACUCCCUCGGUGCCAGGUUCGCCAGCACACAGGGUGUCGGUGAUGGAAAGAUUCACCAGGUCAUCGGUGCCGUCGUGGAUGUGAAAUUCGACACUGCCAAGCUCCCCCCGAUUCUUAACGCCCUUGAAACCACCAACAACGACCAGAAGCUCGUCCUUGAGGUUUCGCAACAUCUGGGCGAGAAUGUCGUCCGCUGCAUUGCCAUGGACGGUACUGAGGGUCUCACCCGUGGCGCCAAGGCCACCGACACUGGUGCUCCUAUCACCAUUCCCGUCGGCUCUGGCACCCUUGGUCGUAUCAUGAACGUCACUGGUGACCCCAUUGACGAGCGUGGUCCUAUCAAGACCGACAAGUACCUGCCCAUUCACGCUGAGGCUCCCGAGUUCGUCGAGCAGUCGACCACUGCCGAGAUUCUGGUUACCGGUAUCAAGGUCGUCGACCUGCUGGCCCCCUACGCUCGUGGUGGAAAGAUUGGUCUGUUCGGUGGUGCCGGUGUCGGCAAGACCGUGUUCAUUCAGGAGCUUAUCAACAACAUCGCCAAGGCCCACGGUGGUUACUCUGUCUUCACCGGUGUCGGUGAGAGGACCCGUGAGGGUAACGAUCUGUACCACGAAAUGCAGGAGACCUCUGUCAUUCAGCUUGAUGGCGAGUCCAAGGUGUCGCUGGUCUUCGGUCAGAUGAACGAGCCCCCGGGAGCCCGUGCCCGUGUCGCCCUUACUGGUCUUACUGUUGCUGAGCAGUUCAGAAACGAGGGCCAGGACGUGCUUCUCUUCAUCGACAACAUCUUCAGGUUUACCCAGGCCGGUUCCGAGGUGUCGGCUCUGCUCGGUCGUAUCCCCUCUGCCGUCGGUUACCAGCCCACCCUCGCCGUCGACAUGGGUGGUAUGCAGGAGCGUAUUACCACCACCCAGAAGGGCUCGAUUACCUCAGUCCAGGCCGUCUACGUCCCUGCUGACGAUUUGACUGAUCCUGCCCCCGCCACCACCUUCGCCCACUUGGACGCCACCACUGUGUUGUCCCGUGGUAUCUCCGAGCUGGGUAUCUACCCUGCUGUCGACCCCCUCGACUCCAAGUCGCGUAUGCUUGACCCCCGUAUUGUUGGUCAGGAGCACUACGAGGUCGCCACCCGCGUCCAGCAAAUUCUCCAGGAGUACAAGUCGCUCCAGGACAUCAUCGCCAUUCUGGGUAUGGACGAGUUGUCUGAGGCCGAUAAGCUCACUGUCGAGCGUGCCCGUAAGAUCCAGCGUUUCCUGAGCCAGCCUUUCACUGUCGCCCAGGUCUUCACUGGUAUCGAGGGUAAGCUCGUCGACCUCAAGGACACCAUUGCCUCGUUCAAGGCUAUCCUGGCUGGUGAGGGUGAUUCGCUGCCCGAGGGUGCUUUCUACAUGGUUGGUGACCUUGCGUCGGCACGUGAGAAGGGUGAGAAGAUUCUGGCUGAGCUCGAGAAGGACUCGUAA
This is a messenger RNA of Pyricularia pennisetigena, 1545 nucleotides long. RefSeq lists its product as uncharacterized. Bases 1 to 1545 code for a protein of 514 amino acids. The record is from RefSeq and is a predicted model, not a curated record. Lineage: Eukaryota; Fungi; Ascomycota; Sordariomycetes; Magnaporthales; Pyriculariaceae. Gene Ontology annotation, molecular function: ATP hydrolysis activity; proton-transporting ATP synthase activity, rotational mechanism; ATP binding. Gene Ontology annotation, biological process: proton transmembrane transport; proton motive force-driven mitochondrial ATP synthesis. The transcript has 8 exons.